CGAGGGCUCACGUCGGCCUCUGGUCUCCUCGCGUGUCUUCAUAAGUGUAAAGGCACAGGGAUCACCGUGCAUGCGCGGGCACCACUAGGACAGGGCACAACUUUGCGCAGCAUUACUUCGCAUUAGAAAAUCGUGGCGAGGCAGGAGGGGCAACGCUUGAAAGGUGCGCUCCUUCAACUCUUCCCUGUGUCUCCGGCUCAAGGCAGCGUGCACUGCUGCGCGAAUACGCAGCUCCCGUCCUCUUUCCCUGAUUUGCGCUCCGUUGCGGCCAAGGGGCUUCCUGGUGGGUCCAUGCUCCUCUGCUAAAGGCGCACAGAUUUCGCCCGCUUCAGGGGUUGGGCUGGGCGCGUGGGUCCCUCUGGAGAAGAAUCUGUACUUGAGGGCUUGAUUGGAGAAGGUGCUCCGGGAAGGUUAGGGCAGAGCCAGCUGCUGCCCACACGCCUCUCUAGGAACUGUGCUGCUCGAGUGUUAGGCUGUCCUAAGUCGCGAGGUGCCCUGACAAUUUCUACCAAAUCCGCACCCCAAGGGCUUGGAGCAAGCUGCUGCUAUGCGGUUGGCGCUGGGCGACCGGAGCCUCAACCUUUUCAACCAGAGCGCGGCAGGAAGCGCCGGUAAUUUGAGUUUCGACAGCCAGCUGCUGGACUCUUCUGCUGGGAGCCUGGGACGGACGGGACACCUGACGAUGGCUGUGUGCCUGGGCGUCAUCUUGCUCCUGGGCAGCCUCAGCAACCUCCUGGUGAUGCUGAUCUUCGUCAAGUUCCAGGCCAUCCGGACACCCAUCAACCUGAUCCUGCUCAACAUCAGCCUCAGCGACCUCCUGGUCUGCGUCUUCUUGACCCCUUUCAGCUUCGCCUCCAGCGUGCGCGGCCGUUGGCUCCUAGGCAAGGCCGGCUGCAAGUGGUACGGCUUCGCCAACUCCCUCUUUGGCAUCGUUUCCCUUGUGUCUCUUUCCAUCCUCUCCUACGAACGCUAUGCCACGGUCCUGCGGAGGGAGACCAAGCCAGUUGUGUCCAGUUACACCAAGUCCUGGCUUUGCAUCAUUGGCUCCUGGAUCUACUCUUUGUUCUGGACCUUGCCGCCUCUUUUCGGCUGGAGCAGCUAUGGCCCCGAAGGGCCCGGCACGACUUGCUCUGUCUCUUGGCAUGCCAAGUCUCCCAGCAACUUCUCCUACAUCAUCUGCCUCUUCAUCUUCUGCCUCGUCUUGCCCCUCCUGACGAUGAUCUACUGCUAUGGGAAAAUCCUGCUGAUGAUUAGAAAGCAGGUCAGUAGAUUCCACCUGCCAUCUGUUCAGAAAAGAGAACAUCACAUCCUGUUCAUGGUUGUGUCAAUGGUCACCUGUUACCUCCUCUGCUGGAUGCCAUAUGGAAUUGUCUCCCUGAUCGCGACAUUUGGCCAGCCCGGAACAAUCAGCCCCUCAGUGAGCAUCAUCCCGUCCAUUCUGGCCAAGACUAGCACCUUUGUGAACCCCAUCCUUUACGUCCUCUUGAACAAGCAGUUUUACAAGUGUUUCAACCUUCUCAUAAAAUGCCAGCCUCCACCAAAGCAACUGCAAACUACUUUGAAUUCAAAAGCAAGCCAGGAUUUCAACAAUGCAGCCGGUGGAACGGUCGAAAUCCAUUUGUCCUGCAUGCAAACAGAUGAAAGUCCAAACCAAAGGGAUGCUGGGCUCCCUCCUACAAGGAACCAGAAAACUCCUGUGGUUUCACUGUGAGUCCCAGCUUGAAGAGGCUUGUUCUGGCAUCUUCAGCCUCAUGCCCAUUUGAUGACUUGCACCUAGACUUCCAGACUGAUCCAAAGUCACACGUGCUUGCUCAAAACUUUGAGAGCAGUUAGAGGUGAGUGGAGGACCUUCUCUCUAGAAGUGCCUAAUGCUACCCUGCUUGUUGCUGGAGUGUAGCACCAGAGUGAUGAAGUGUGAACUCUACUGUAUGGAAAAGAAAUCAGAAGAUGCUGUCAGCUUUUUAGGUUUUGCAUAGGAGAGCAGGUGACUCAUUGCUGCCUCUCUCUGCCAGCCAGUUCCAGUCAGAUGCCUGUCCACACUACUACAACUUUAUGCCAGCUUUAUUGCAGUUUAAAUGUUGUGGCUUCCCCCAAGUUCAGAGGCGUAACUAGGCUCUCUCCCACCCUUGGCGAGGAGAUUUAUUGGUGCCUCCAAAUCAAAUGGAGAUCAUGGACCAGAAACUCAAAAGGUUUUGUUGUCACCUUCUGGGCUCUGCAAGUGACUUCCUCCACGGCCAUUAGUGACUUCUAAUGCCAUGAGCAUUAGAAACUACCUUAUAUUGUUGGCCUUUGUAGGCUAGGCAUCCUCAGUAUGCUUUUGACUACAGUCCCCAUCAGCCCUAGCCAAGGACGAUGGGACUUUUAGUCCAUAGCAUCUGGAAGGCACCAGUUUGUGGAAAGGCUGAUGUAGCCCAGUUACCAUCAACCCAAACUGGGAACAACUGUCCAGGAUCUUUGUCACCAAUGGAAGCGAAGGCACAGAAAAAGCUCAAUAUGGAGGCCAAAUGGCCGAAAUAUUGGGAAAUUUUGG
Podarcis muralis (Common wall lizard) is the source of this 2530-nucleotide messenger RNA. Its product is annotated as pinopsin-like. Gene Ontology annotation, molecular function: G protein-coupled receptor activity. Gene Ontology annotation, biological process: G protein-coupled receptor signaling pathway; visual perception. The record is from RefSeq and is a predicted model, not a curated record. Gene Ontology annotation, cellular component: membrane. Lineage: Eukaryota; Metazoa; Chordata; Lepidosauria; Squamata; Lacertidae.